AUGGGGGUGGGACCCCGCCUGCAGCAGCAGCAGCAGCAGCAGCAGCAGCAGCUGCGGCAGCACUGGAGUUUGCUGUUCUUGCCCCUCUUUUUUCUGCUGCUGCUUUGCUGCAUGCAGGAGGCCCUGUGUGAAUGUUUGCUGCUGCGUUUCUCUGUCUCUCCUGUCUCAUCUCGCAGCAGCAAAAGCUGUGCCUUUGCUGCUGCAGCGGGGCCCCCUUGGCGGCGUUUCUCUCUUCCUGCUGCAGCUGCCUGCCAGCAAGGGGGCCCCUCAACUGAAGCAGACAUUAAUAAAGAAGAUAAAAAUAAGAGUGUAUAUACAGCCCGCGCAUCCGAACAACAGGGGGCCCCCAUCAAGGGGGCCCCCAAGUGGCAGCCGUAUCCUUUUCAAGAAGUAGAAAAACGCUGGUUGAAGUACUAUGCAAAUAAUUGCAGCGAAUUCUCUCCUCCUCUUCCCUCACAACAUAAUCCAAACACUAUUGAAACAUACUGCAGCAGCAGCAGCAGCAGCAGCAGAAGCGAUACCAGCAGCAGCAACAGCAAUAGCAACGACAGCAGCAGCAGCAGCAGCAGCGACAGCAGCAGCAGCGACAGCAGCAGCAGCAGCAGCAUUAGGGAUCCAUCAGGGGUUGGUAAGUACUACGUUUUAUCGAUGAUUCCUUAUCCUUCGGGAAGUGGUUUGCAUAUGGGGCACUGCUAUACAUACACCCUAGCAGAUGUAGCAGCACGGUUUCAGCGUUUGCUGCUGCGAGCUGCACUACAUAAAGAAAGGAGGGAAAGAAGAGAAACAAAACAACAACUCACAAAGAGCAGCAGCAGCAGCAGCAGCGACACCAGCAGCAGCAGCAGCAUUAGCAGCAGCAGUAGCAGCAGCGGGAAGGAGAAGCGAAACGCGCAGCAACAACAGCAGCAACAACUGCAACACCCACCACACCCACAGCAGCAGCAGCAGCAGCAGCAGCAACAGCAACAAGAGAAGCCGCUGCAGCCUGACGUGCUGCACUGUAUGGGCUGGGACUCCUUUGGUCUCCCAGCGGAGCAGCACGCGAGGGAGCGAGGAGAGCCUCCUUCGAUAUCUGUUGCAGCAAACAUAAAAGCAUUUAAGCAGCAGCUGCAGCAGCUCGGCAUCAGUGCCGAUUGGAGACGAGAAAUCAAUACUUGCUGCCCGACCUUCUUCAAAUGGACUCAGUGGAGUUUCUUACAAAUGUUUAAAAGGGGGCUCGCCUAUCAAACAAAUGCAUACGUCAACUGGUGCCCCGCACUCGGUACGGUGUUAGCGGAUGAGGAAUUGACUGCUGAGGGUUUGAGCGAGCGAGGGGGUUUCCCAGUAGAGCGUCGUCUGCUGCAGCAGUGGCAUCUAAGGCUUGGGGUGUACGUUGAGCGUUUGUUUGAAGGAUUAAAAGAAAUAGACUGGCCUACAGAUGUCUUACAAAUGCAGAGGCAUUGGUUGGGAGACGCAGAAGUAGCUCUGCUUCAAGAAUAUAUCAAACAAAAUAAACGCAAAAACGAGGAAAGACAGAUGCUUGGCUGCAGCAGCAGCAGCAACAGCAGCAGCAACAGCAGCAACGCAAACAGCAGCACUAGUACCACCACCACCAGCAGCAACAAUAGCAGCAGCAGCAGCGGCAGCAACAGCAACAGCAACAGCAGCACGCAGGGCCUAAAGGGGUUCUUCACUGGGGUGUACGUACACCACCCUGUAACGCGUGCGAAGAUGCCGGUAGUGGUAACAGACGCAAUCGAGCAGCUGCAGGAGUUUGGCUAUCAGCUAACUGCAGCAGAUUUGCUGCUGCUAGCUCCGCUGCAACAGCAGUUUGCUGCUCCUCUCGCUGCUGCAGGCCUGGUGCCGCUCUCCCCAACAGCAACAGCAACAGCAACAGCAACAGCAACAGCAACAGCAACAGCAACAGCAACAGCAGAAACAGCUGCAGAGGCAGCAGCGCAAGAAGCUGCAGCAGCAGCAGCAGCAAGAGAGGAAGCUGACAGGUGGCUUGCUGCUAGCAGCAGCAAAAAGGAGAUAGUUCGAUACAGGCUGAGAGAUUGGCUCUUCAGUCGUCAGAGAUUCUGGGGGGAGCCGAUCCCUGUGCUGCGUCGCUGCAGCAGAUGCACGAAAGAAGCAACAAAAGAUGCAGCAGCAGCAGCAGCAGCAGCAGCAGCAAGAGGUGCAGCAGCGCAAGAAGCAGCAGCAACAGAUGCAGAGACACCUGAAGUGCUGCCCCUUAACGAGGCAGAUUUACCUCUAACCCUCCCUCCAUUCCGCCCGGAACUCACAGCCAACUACUCAGCAGCAGCAGCAGCAGCAGCUGCUGCUGCUGCUGCUGCUAAUGACGCUUCUGCUGCUGGCAGCAGGGAGGCCCUGGAGCCCGUAGCAGCACUCAGCAGGUAUAAAGAUUGGGUCACCGGCGUCUGUCUCGCAUGCAACCCAAAAUACACACACAAAGACAAACAAAUUAGUAAUUCAGCAGUCCCUGGAAGGGCCUCGGGGGGGCCCCCUCAGGGGGCCCCCCAGAGAGAGGAGGGCCCCCCUGAGGGCUCCCUUAGAGUUGAGGGUUCUCCUGGAGGGGCCCCCAGGGGGGCCCCCGUUGGUGAGGGGCCCCCAAAGGGGGUCCCUAAUGUUAAGGAGGGGCCCCCUGUGGGGCCCUCUGUUAGUGAGGGGCCCCCUGGGGGCCCCCCUGUUAGUGAGGGGCCCUCUGGGGUGCCCCCCGUUGGUGAAGAGGGGGCCCUUGGGGGGCCCCCUGCUAGUGAGGGGGCCCCUGGGGGGCCCCCUGUUAGUGAAGGGGCCCCUGGGGGGCCCCGUGUUGGUGUUUCUUCAGGUGGGGUUGUGGAGGGGGUCGCCGAUUUGAAUAGUUUUUUUUGUUAUCACCGGGAGACAGCGACAAUGCCUCAGUGGGCUGGCAGCAGUUGGUAUUACCUUCGAUUCAUCGAUCCCUUUAAUGAAGGGGCCCCCGCGGGGGGCCCCCUACUUCGCUAUUGGCUUCCUGUUGAUCUUUAUAUUGGAGGAAGAGAGCAUGCAGUCACCCACCUCAUAUAUGCAAGGUUCUGGCAUAAGUUUUUAAAAGACAUCGGAGUUGUACACGAAGAGGAGCCGUUCAGGUGUCUCCUCACCCCUGGUGUUAUAUUAGGGGCCCCCCGUCAUUUUCUGCUGCGUAGAAUUGAUACAGGGGCCCCUGUUGAUGCUGCAGAUGUUCGCCUUGAUCCUGCUGCUGCUCCUGCUGCUCUUGCUGCUGCUGCUCCUGCUGCAGCUGCUGCUGCUGCUGGCGGUGAGCCCAUUGAGCAGUCUCCGCCAGCAGCAGCUGCAGCAGCAAAAACAGCAACAGCAGCAUCAGCACCAGCACUAACAGAACCAGCAACAGCAACAGCAGCAGCUCCUGCUGCUGCUGCUGCUAGCAUGCAGAAGACCCCCUGCGGUGUUCACCUGCCUUCUGGCGUUGCUGUUUAUAAGGAAGAGAUAAACAGCAAUUCAUCUCUUAUAAAACAAAUUAAUCGAAGGGGCUGGGCCCUCUUCAUUCCCAAUAAAAACAGCAAAACAACAGCAGCAGCAGAAGCAGCAGCAGCAAAGCCACUUGCUUCAGAUAUAGCAGCAGCAACAACAGCAACAGCACCAACAGCAGCAGCACCACCAGCAACAGCAGGAUCCCCAGCAGCAGCAGCAGCAGCAGGGUCUCCAGCAGCAGCAGCAGCAGGAUCCCCAGCAGCAGCAGCAGCAGCAGGAUCCCCAGCAGCAGCAGCAGCAGCAGGAUCAGCAGCAGCAGCAAAAGGAGGAUCAGGAGAUGCAGCAUUGAAAGAUGCAUGCAAUGAAGGCCGUUAUUAUUUGCUGCUGAGUGUAUAUGAGAAGAUGUCGAAGUCAAAGAAUAACGGUGUGUCUCCUGAUAUGCUUUUUAAGCUGCACGGUGCCGAUGCUCUAAGAUUGCAUUUGCUGUCUCUAGGCCCUGUCUCCUCUACGAAGGUGUGGGGUUAUCAAGGAAUUAAAGGCGCACACAGACUGCUGCAAAGACUUUGGAAUAUGAUAACAGCAAACCCCAACAGCAGCAGCAGCAGCAGCAGCAACAGCAGCAGCAGCAACAGCAGUAGGUGCAGUAGCAGUAGCAGCAACGGCGGCAGCACCUGUAACAGCAGCAGCAACAACAAUAGCAGCAAUAGCAAUAGCAACAGCAGCAACAACAAUAGCAGCAGCAGCAGCAGCAGCAGCAGCAGCGACUUCGAAGGAGUUGGUGGUGAUGGUGUUACUGCUGGUGGGGUUGUUGCAGCACCUAUGAGUCGCGGGGAGUUGCUGCUGCUGCUGCCGCUUUUAAAAAGAGUAACUAGCAGCUUAAAACGCAUGCAAGUGAAUAGGGCUGUUGCUGCUCUUAUGGAGGGGACACGAUUGCUGCAGCAGCAGCAGCAGCAGCAAGGAGGCUGUCUGUCUGUAAGCAGCGUGCAGGUGCUGCUGCUGCUGCUGCACCCACUCGCCCCCUUUAUAACAGAAGAACUCUGGAAGAUAACAGCAGCAAAAUAUCCUUCUUUCUUUUCUUUUGCGAAGGAGACAAUUGCUGCAGCAGGGGAGUGGCCGGAGGAGCUGCUGCAGCAGCAGCAGCAGCAGCAGCAGCAGCAAGCAGCAGCAAAGGAGACACAAGAUAAUGAAAAAGAGACAGAGACUGCAUGCGUUCAGGUGUCUGUGCAGAUCAACGGGAAGCACAGACUGUCUCUGCAGCUAACAGCGAAGGAGACAGAUACACCCCAAAGUCUUAUAGCAGCAGCAGCAAAAGCUGCUGCUGUGCAGCAGCGUCUCCAGAGAGAAGCAGCAAAUAAUCAAACACUCAGCAGCAUAUUCGCAAAGCCAGAGGCUCGCGUUGUUAACUUCAUAUUCAAACCUAAACCCUAA
Molecule: messenger RNA, 4857 nt
Organism: Eimeria acervulina
Lineage: Eukaryota; Apicomplexa; Conoidasida; Eucoccidiorida; Eimeriidae
Product: leucyl-tRNA synthetase, putative
Exons: 4
Coding region: 1-4857 (1618 amino acids)
Biological process (GO): leucyl-tRNA aminoacylation
Cellular component (GO): cytosol
Molecular function (GO): leucine-tRNA ligase activity; ATP binding
Source: RefSeq, a predicted model, not a curated record